Messenger RNA from Brassica oleracea var. oleracea, 730 nucleotides. RefSeq lists its product as uncharacterized. The record is from RefSeq and is a predicted model, not a curated record. Lineage: Eukaryota; Viridiplantae; Streptophyta; Magnoliopsida; Brassicales; Brassicaceae. The transcript has a single exon. Gene Ontology annotation, molecular function: acyltransferase activity, transferring groups other than amino-acyl groups. Bases 68 to 622 code for a protein of 184 amino acids.
CGCAGCGUGUAUAUAAAGAUAUCGCAUUGACGUUACAAUGUGAUAUCUCAAACAAUCAUUAUCUUAAAUGGAGAUGGACUCAAACGAGACUCAACCAAAGGUGGUUGUUUCAUCACCGGCGAGAAGAAUAUCACUCCGACAAAUGACUCUCUCCGACGUUGACCACUACAUGGUUUGGGCCACAGACGCUAAAGUCGCACAAUUUUGCUCAUGGGAGCCUUGCACGAGCCGAGAAGAAGCCAUCACAUACAUAACUGAUUCGGUCUUGACACACCCAUGGCUCCGAGCCAUCUGUUUAGAGGACGACCGUCCCAUCGGCUACAUCUUGAUCAUGGCGGUUGAUGACAUCAGGAAAGAGAUCGGUUAUGUGCUAGCUAGAAAGUAUUGGGGAAAAGGGUUCGCUACGGAGGCGGUGAGGCUAGUGACGGCGGAGAUAUUCAAGGAAAUGCCGGAGAUCGAGAGGCUUGAGGCACUAGUAGACGUGGACAAUAUGGGAUCUCAAAGGGUUCUUGAAAAAGUUGGUUUUACUAGAGAAGGUGUGAUGAGGAAUUUGAUAAUAAUGAAAGGAAGUGUUAGAGAUAUGGUCAUGUUUAGUUUCUUGCCUUCUGAUCCGUUGAAGUAAUUGAUCAACAAAAAUAUCAGUUCAGAUUAUCUAUAAUGUUGGACUUUUUCUAUGAUUCAUCUGUAAAACAUGAAAUAAAGUAAUAAACUCUGUUACUGUGAUGUAUUA